AUGAUGGACAAGGACUCCCUCAUCUCGUCGCUCGCCACUCGGGAGGCCGUGGAUCAAGGACGCCGCGACCUGCCGCCCCCGCCGCAGCCGGAUCCGAGUCUUGGAGGCCGUGGAAGCAGGGGGGCUGUGGGAGCUGGGGGGCCCGUGGAUUCUGGGGGGGGAUGGAGACCGCAGAUGUUCGCAACGAUGUUCGCCACGCGCGAGGAUGUGGACGCCGCUCUUCGCGCCGAGCGCCCGCCCGACAAGAUGCCAGACCUUCCUCACUGCCUCGCCAGCGACCUCCGCGUGCCGAAAACGUUCAAGGAGGCCAUGCGGUCUCAGCAUUCAGAGUUGUGGAAUGAUGCAGGCGAUCGAGAGUUUUUCGGUUUAUUCGAUGAAGGAACUUUUAGUCCGGUGUAGCAACCAGUAGAGAACGCCAUCAAUGCUAAGUGGUAUUUUCACUGUAAGGCAGACGAGUACGGAUGGCCGACGAAAUUCAAGGCAAGACUUGUAGCGCGGGGGACAUGCAGAGGGCUUCGAUUGAAAGUUGAAAAUUGUUUGCACCCACCGUAUCAGUGUCCAGUGUGCGCUUGUUGGCAGCAUUAGCAUGCGAGCAGAAUCUUGACUUGUGCCAUUUCGAUAUUCAGCAGGCUUUUGUGCAGUCUGAGCUUCAUGAGGAUGUUAUCAUGCGCUUACCGCAGGGGUGUGGUAGGUUAUCUGGCCUGAUCAUGAAGCUGUGCAAGAGUCUGUAUGGCUUGAAGCAGGCAUUACGACAUUGGCAUGCGCACCUGACGAGGCGUUUGUUACUUUUAGGUUCUUUGCAGUGUCUGGCGGAUGCAUGUGUUUUUCGAUUGAUGGAGGAGGGACGUGUGAUCAUGAUCAUCGUGGUCCACGU
This is a messenger RNA of Ectocarpus sp. CCAP 1310/34, 874 nucleotides long. The record is from the annotation of a GenBank genome assembly. NCBI's taxonomy places the organism in Eukaryota, Phaeophyceae, Ectocarpales, Ectocarpaceae.